CCCGGGCGCUCGCUUUCACCGCGCGCAGCCGGAGCCUCCGCCGCAACGAGCCGGGAGCCGAGCCGCUCCGCGCCGCGAUCUGGACAACCGUGCGGCGGCCUGAGCCCUCCCCGCCCGGAAACGCCCAGAACCACCCACCCAGCGCCGAGGUCUACAAAGCCCUGAGCUUCCGAAGGCGGGAGGGGUUGGGCGAGCCCGAGAGGCAGGAGGAUCCCCCCGACCCAGGCUCACGCCGGGUUCCCGGAUCAGGCCGCCUCCGGCCCCAUGAAGACCCCCAGGCCGGGGCUGAGAGCCUGGCGCAGCCCGGACCGAAAUCUUGCGGCGGCCUUAGAGCGUUAGACAGGAUGCGGCUGGGCCGCCGGGCCCUCUGCGUGCUGGUCCUGCUGCUCGCCUGCGCCUCUCUGGGGCUCCUGUACGUGAGCACCCGGGACGCUCCGGGCCUCCGGGCACCUCUUGCGCUGUGGACGCCCCUGCAGGGCCCCUCCAGACCAGAGCUGCCAGACCUCUCGCCUGAGCCCCGCUAUGCACACAUCCCGGUCAGGAUAAAGGAGCAAGUGGUCGGGCGGCUGUCUGGGAACAACUGUAGUUGUGAGGCCAGUGGAGGGAGCUUUCAUUUCCCCUUCCAAAGGCAGCUCCGAGCCAUUGACCUCACGAAGGCCUUUGACCCUGAAGAGCUGAGGGCUGCCUCUGCCUCCAGGGAGCAGGAGUUCCAGGCCUUCCUUUCAAGGAGCCAGUCUGCUGCUGACCAGCUGCUCAUAGCCCCUGCCAACUCCCCUCUUCAAUACCCCCUGCAGGGUGUGGAGGUCCAGCCCCUCCGGAGCAUCUUGGUGCCAGGGCUGAGCCUGCAGGCAGCUUCUGGUCAGGAGCUUUACCAGGUGAACCUGACUGCCUCUUUGGGCACCUGGGACGUGGCCGGGGAAGUGACGGGAGUGACUCUCACUGGAGAGGGGCAGCCUGAUCUCACCCUCGCCAGCCCAGGGCUGGACCAACUCAACCGGCAGCUACAACUGGUUACUUAUAGCAGCCGAAGUUACCAGGCAAACACAGCAGACACAGUCCGGUUCUCCACGGAGGGACAUGAGGCCGCCUUUACCAUCCGCAUAAGACACCCACCCAACCCUCGGCUGUACCCACCUGGGUCUCUACCCCAGGGAGGUGAGGCUGCCCAGUACAAUAUCAGCGCCCUGGUCACCAUCGCCACUAAGACCUUCCUUCGUUACAAUCGGCUUCGGGCGCUCAUCGCCAGCAUCCGCCGCUUCUACCCAACGGUCACCGUGGUCAUCGCCGACGACAGCGACAAGCCAGAGAGCAUUAGUGGCCCCCACAUCGAGCACUAUCUCAUGCCUUUUGGCAAGGGCUGGUUCGCAGGCCGGAACCUGGCCGUAUCCCAAGUAACCACCAAGUACGUCUUGUGGGUGGACGACGACUUUGUCUUCACGGCGAGGACGCGGCUGGAGAGGCUUGUGGACGUGCUGGAGCGGACGUCGCUGGACCUGGUCGGGGGCGCGGUGCGCGAGAUCUCCGGCUUCGCCACCACCUACCGGCAGCUGCUGAGCGUGGAGCCCGGCGCGCCAGGCCGCGGGAACUGCCUCCGGCAAAGGCGCGGCUUCCACCACGAGCUCGUCGGCUUUCCGGGCUGCGUGGUCACCGACGGCGUGGUCAACUUCUUCCUGGCGCGCACCGACAAGGUGCGCGAGGUCGGCUUCGACCCGCGGCUCAGCCGCGUGGCGCAUCUGGAAUUCUUCCUGGACGGGCUUGGUUCCUUGCGGGUGGGCUCCUGCUCAGACGUCGUUGUGGAUCAUGCAUCUAAGUUGAAACUGCCUUGGACCUCAAGGGAUGUGGGGGCAGAGACUUAUGCCCGGUACCGCUACCCAGGAUCGCUGGAUGAAAGUCAGGUGGCCAAACACCGCCUACUCUUCUUCAAACACCGGCUGCAGUGCAUGACCGCAGAAUGAUGGCCACUCGGGCCUUCCAACUCUCAGGCUGGGCCUGCCUCCUUGUCCCUGCCAGGAAUUUCUAGCAAACCCCACCCACCACCCAGUGACUACUCCACUGACUGUCCCUGAUCCCCUUCAGAAUCCGAUCCCAAAUAGGGGCUUGUCCUGGUGACACUCCUCCUUUCUGCGAGUGCCCAGCGAUGCGAUGGAGCCAUAACUCGACCCAAGGCCAGUGCCAAGUCCUCCCCCCAACCCUCUUCUCAUGGGGCAGGAAGUGGGGGGGGGGUCACUUUCCAAGUGCCAAAAAGCCCAUGGGGACUCUAAGAACCUAAAAUGGAAAUAACUCUCAUCUCCUUGGGACUGAGGGGAUGGGGAAGCCCCCAACGUGUAUUCCCAGGGCUGUGCCCCCUCCCCCAUCUCUGGAUCCAGGACUCUGUGCACCGGUUCCAGCCCCACCCCUGUGGAGAGAACCAGUGACUCCGGAGCUGGGGCGGGGGCCGGUGAACACACAAGUGAAAGCCA
This is a messenger RNA of Felis catus (domestic cat), 2459 nucleotides long. It is a transcript of the gene B4GALNT1, whose product is annotated as beta-1,4-N-acetyl-galactosaminyltransferase 1. The coding region runs from base 345 to 1955 and encodes 536 amino acids. NCBI's taxonomy places the organism in Eukaryota, Metazoa, Chordata, Mammalia, Carnivora, Felidae. Gene Ontology annotation, cellular component: Golgi membrane. Gene Ontology annotation, molecular function: hexosyltransferase activity. Gene Ontology annotation, biological process: ganglioside biosynthetic process. The record is from RefSeq and is a predicted model, not a curated record. The transcript is spliced from 12 exons.